AUGUAUUUUACGAUGCGUCAAUUCUACCUGUCGUCAAUGCUUGAUCUGCCGAUGCCAGACUACUGCACAACUCGCUACACACGAAAUGAUGGAAGGCGUGGUUUGCGAAUCCAGACAAAUGAUGUUCUACGAGGCCUGGAUGCGUUUAUUGUCGACUCUCGGGAUAAAAAACGCCGAGAUUACCGUUUCAUCCAGGUCAGAGAGGGAAGUUUCAAACCAUUUGAACUUGAGCAAGACUUUCCCGGUUUCGAGGGUGUCUUUGACAAUUACGACUAUGAAGGUGGCAAGCAAAUAACCCUGAAGAAUACAAGCCACUAUCAAUUCGACAGAGACAUUGCGGACCAAGAAGAAUUCCUGGAAUACUCCCUUACCAUCAAGGCGAAUGUAUGGCAACACUAUACGCCUCACCAGAUUGAAAACUCCGACUACGAAUACGACUAUUUUAUCGAAAUGGAUCCUGGAGAGCUUGGCUACAGAGCUUUCCUUUUGAAUGCUCAGUUUCAGGGUUCUUUCGAUGCUUAUGGAUGGUGGGAAACGACUUCCGAAGUCCAGUUCGCUGACAUCGACCACGAUCCCUUCGAAGACUGCGAAGGAAUAAAUUGCUACGGAACUCUUGUGUAA
Molecule: messenger RNA, 621 nt
Organism: Oikopleura dioica
Lineage: Eukaryota; Metazoa; Chordata; Appendicularia; Copelata; Oikopleuridae
Source: the annotation of a GenBank genome assembly